UGAGAGUCGCUGGCUUGCCGUUAAAGAAAAUGAACAAAACAUGGGUUCUGGUGGAAUGGAGAGAGGAGCCUCCCACCUAUGAUAUUGUCCCUAGAAAGGACAUACUGAAAAAAAAGUUUGAACCUGGAGAUGUUGUGGAUGUGGUUUAUGAAGAGGAAAGUUCCCCAGCCACAGUUAUAGAUAUUGAUGAGAGCAAAGAAACCCUCAGGAGGAGGAUGUUCCGGCUAGAGGGGAAAAGAAAAAGUCAGCCAUGUUUGCAAAAUGAUGCAAAAAGAGUGGCAAAGAAAAAGAAAACUUACACUCCAACUCAGUCCCCAUCUCACUCAUCAUCUGAUCAAGAGCCUCUGGUCAAACAUCAAGUCAUCCGCAGAAAGAAUAGUAUUUUAAUGCAGGAAAUAAACAGCAUGGAUAGUCAAGUUGGAGAGUCGUCAAGCCGAGAAACUCAACUUGAGAAAGAAAUUCUCCAAUUAAAAAAAGAAAAUGAAAAUCUAAGAGCACUCAAUAUAUCUCUGCAACAAGAAAUUCUUCCAAUGCUCAAGGGUAUAACCCGGACCCCUCUUACUGUGUGUCAACAACCACAACCACAUGGUUCAAUUUUGAGUCUGCUGUUACUUCUGAACUGCAACAUGCCAGAAAAGAUGAAUCAAGAGAAGGUGUUCUGA
Pimephales promelas (fathead minnow) is the source of this 662-nucleotide messenger RNA. NCBI's taxonomy places the organism in Eukaryota, Metazoa, Chordata, Actinopteri, Cypriniformes, Leuciscidae. The record is from RefSeq and is a predicted model, not a curated record.